AGCACCACUGCCCUACCAAGCCGCGCUCCUGCCACACACACGAAUCGAUUUGCUCUUUCGAGCUUGCGCACGAGCAACAGUCAAAUGCACGCAAACGACGCACCGGACAUAGCUGCAAAACCCUAUGUGCGACUGCUCUAGCGAUCCCGCCCUGCCUUCGAUUCCCGCCCCUCCACCACUGCGGGACCGCCACCCCAACCAUGGAGCGGCAAAGGAAACGAGAGCUCCGCGAGCUCAAUAUUAGAGUCUGGAAUGGAGAACAAGAUGUAUUCCCCGUGCACGCCUCGCUCGACUCGUCGAUGAAGAAGAACACGGCCUACAUCAAGCGUCUGCGAACCGGUAUCCAAGCCUCGACCCAGUCCCAGUUUCUCCAAGAUGUGCAAACCCUGUCGCUCCACAAAUACCUUUCCGAGAUCAUCUCCGCAUGCUACGAAGGUCUCUGCAAACUCAAGACCCCUGCAGAAAUUGCAACUGGCGUCGAAGUUGUCAGCGCGCUCCACCAGCGCUUCGGGCCAACGGAGUUUACUGCAUAUCUUGGAUGGUAUCUCGGACGUGGACUCAGCACUCCAGAUAAAUCCCAGUUGAAAACGCUUGCGCAGGAUGUCCGCGAGAAGGAAGAGAAGGAGCGACUCGCUCGCCAGAGGAUCUUGCUGCGCGUCGCCACAGAGCUAUGGCUUGUUGGUGUACUGCGUAGCUUGGAUGACGUCUCUCGGCCAGAGGAAGCUGGCAAGACCAAGGAGAACGUGAAGCUCGUGGAGACCAGCAAAGCUAGGGCAGCUGCAGCCUCGAGCGCUGACGCCGAGCCGUUUCCACUUGAGGUUCUGAAGGACAUGCUCGGCCACGACCGCGAACACGUCAAUCUACCUCUGCUCGUCAUCUUCGCCAAAGCCUUCUCAUGGGAUAUACUCGGAGCUAAGACGUCUACUGCCGAGGGCCGCAAGCACGUCAAUGAAGAUGGUAGCACCACGACCGACAAGAAGGAGGAUGCGUCAGCGACAGAAGACGACGAUGCUGAGACCAAGGACCCGCCCAUCAUCGGAUCCGAAUUGCAGCAGCGAUUCAAAAAUAUCCUCACGCGCUACUUUGAGGACGUCAAGGCGCACCUGUUGCGUGACCAGAAACAGCUGGCCAGCCAAGGACGCAGGAAUGCCGAAGCAUAUGUCAAGUCGGGAGAGGUCUUCGAGGAUCGCCAGGCAAACUAUGAGAAACAGACGAAGGCUCAAGAAAAGCUCAUUGCCAAUGCGCAAGUCUUGGCUGAUGCGCUGGGGCUCGAAAUGCCGGAUUUGAAGGAGAAGGACACGUCUGCGAACACCGGUGACGGCUUGAUUGGUCUCGUGAAAACGGGAGAGUACCUACGUGGUCGAAGCGAUGGUGCCGGUAUAUGGGAAGACGAGGACGAGCGUCGGUUCUACGAAAAUCUUAUCGACCUGAAAGAUCGCGUGCCUGGGAUCCUGUUGGAAGAGCCAAAGAAGAAGAAAGCAGACGAUGAACAAGUUGGCAAGAAGGCCGAGAGCAAAGCAGAAGUUGAUGACAAGGAAAAAAUGGAAGCCCCUUCGGAAGCCAAAACCUCAGAAUUGGACGAUGCAUCGACUGCAAUCGCAAAUAAAUCUGUGGGGGCUCAGGUAGAUGCUGUCUUGGCCAAGUUGCCGGAACUCAACACCAAAGAUGCUGUGGACGGGACAGCCAUCGACUUCUGUUUCUUGAACUCGAAAGCAUCCCGCAACCGCUUGAUCAAGGCUGUACAGGAGAUUCCAAAAGGACGAAGCGAUUUGCUACCACUGUACUCUAGGCUCAUCGCAACCCUAGGAAAAUACAUGCCUGACGUCUCGCAAGGUCUUGUGACCUACUUGGACGACGAAUUUCGCAGCCUUCAGCGGCGCAAGUCAAAGGAUUUCCUUGGUCAAGUCCGGACACAAAACGUACGAUAUCUAGCCGAACUGACCAAAUUUGGCGUCGUUCCUGAGCAUGUCAUCUUCCAUUGCCUCAAGGUCAGCUUGGACGACUUUUCUCGCAUGAACAUUGAGAUCAUCUGCAACUUGUUGGAGAAUUGCGGUCGAUACCUCCUUCGUAAUCCCGAUACCUCGCCCCGCAUGGCGUCAUUUUUGGAGACCUUGCAGCGCAAAAAGAGCGCACAGGUAAUGGGACAGCAGGAACGUAUGCUGAUCGAAAACGCUAUGUACUACGUCAACCCGCCAGAGCGUGCCGCAAUCGAGCAAAAGGACCGGACUCCGAUUGAACUCUUCCUUCGCAAGAUAAUGUAUCAAGACCUGACCCGCCGAUCCGUCGACAAGACUGUUCGGACGAUCCGCAAGAUGCAUUGGGAAGAGGAGGAGGUCGUCAACAUUCUACACAAGAUCUUUGCCAAACCGGGAAAGAUUAAGUACAGCAACAUCCACCUCUUAGCAAUUAUCCUCGGGACGAUACAUCGAUACCACCAGGACUUCACUAUUUCUGUCAUCGACGAGCUUCUGGAGAAUAUCACCUUUGGUCUCGAGCUGAACGACUUCAAGUUCAACCAACGAAGGAUAGCGGAAGUAAAGUACUUAGGAGAGAUGUACAUCUACCGCCUGGUAGACUCUCCUCUCGUGUUCGAUGUCUUGUACAAGCUCGUGAACUUCGGCUGGGAGGGCGGAUAUGCACGUCCCGGCGUCUACAAUCCUUUGGAUCUUCCAGAUGACUACUUCCGCAUUCGUCUGGUGUGCAGUCUGCUGGAAACCUGCGGCAUGUACUACGAUAAAGGUGCGGCCAAGAAGAAGCUAGAUUUCUUCUUAUCUUACUUUCAGUACUAUAUCAACAUCAAGGAAGCAUUACCAAUGGACGUUGAAUUCAUCGUGCAGGACGCGUACAGUCUCACGCGGCCCCAAUGGAAGCUGAUCACGAAUUUGGACGACGCGGCGAAAGCGUUUAGCGAGGCUGUCCAGCAGAACUACCAGGCUUCUUCGAGCGGAAAGGCCGCUGAGCUUGAAGAGGACGAAGGCUCUGCUUCUGACGAUGAAGACGGCCCGGAUGACGAGGAUCUUGUCAUGCCCGAAGGUGACGAUGAGAAGUCGUCCGGAGAGGAAGGAGAGGAAUCUGAUGACGAUGAACCUGUGAAGCAUAACUCAUCCGACGAGGAAGAGGAGCAAAUCAUUGUCACGCGACCGGAAGAUGAGCGUGAUCCCGAAGCUGACGCUGAGUUCGACCGUGAGCUCGCAAAGCUAAUGUCCGAAAGCGUGGAGUCCCGCAAAUUCGAGCGCAAGCCUGUGUUUGACGUUCCAUUGCCAAUGCGUCGUGCUCGCGACACUGCCGUUGCUGCAGAGGACAGCGCCAUGGAGGCACCUGCCCAGCCCGUCCCUACUAACACAGUGAAGUUCUCUCUUCUCAGCAAGCGCGGCAACAAGAACCAAACCCGCUCCAUUGAUCUCCCAUCAGAUUCAACGUUCGCUGUUGCUAUGCGCAACAAGCAGCAAGCCGAGCGGGAAGAGCAGCAGCGCAUCAAGAGCCUGGUCCUCAACUACGACUUGCGAGACGACGAUGCAGAGGGUCUCGAGAAGACGCACAAUCCAUAUGCGCAACCCCGUCUUGACAAGGCCGGGGCGAACCGCAGCAAUCAGCGAUCGAGGAAACUACAGCUAAGCGAUGUCAACUGGACUUGAUCUGCCCCAUACGAUGCUAUUGAAGCAUCAUUCAAACGACUCAUUAUCCAGCAACAAAUGCCACCGCCUCUGCAACAUGCCUUGUAGGUACGAGCCUGCCACUUCUAAGCCACUGGGCAUCGUCGGUCCAGCUAGCUAUCUGCCGCCUUCUCCGAAGCUGCAGAGGCUUAGUGUGAACACUAGCUCUCGGCAGUGCGCAAGGCCGAUUGCUGCAUGCACAAGACUGGGAGGAAUUGGAGAGAUCGAGCAGAGGACAUAGACGUGCAUAAGGCUUGGCACUGGCUGUUCCGAGACGGGAUAUGUAGGUGCUUUGCUGGGUACUGGUGAUAGGAGAUGAUAGUGAGUUAGUUUAUGGAUUUUUAGCAAAUUGAACACUGUCGUCAUAGCCGCAACC
This is a messenger RNA of Paraphaeosphaeria sporulosa, 4029 nucleotides long. Its product is annotated as ARM repeat-containing protein. The transcript has 6 exons. Gene Ontology annotation, biological process: nuclear-transcribed mRNA catabolic process, nonsense-mediated decay. Gene Ontology annotation, molecular function: protein binding; RNA binding. Bases 201 to 3635 code for a protein of 1144 amino acids. Lineage: Eukaryota; Fungi; Ascomycota; Dothideomycetes; Pleosporales; Didymosphaeriaceae. Gene Ontology annotation, cellular component: cytoplasm; exon-exon junction complex. The record is from RefSeq and is a predicted model, not a curated record.